AGGGAACAGGGAGGGAGAAAGGGAGGAAUAGAGGAGGGUGAAAGAGUGAGUGAGAAAGCGAUUGGGUGUGGGGGAGAGAGAGACUGCUAUCAGAGAGGCGGAGUCUGGGCGGAAAGGUUACGGAGGGGGAGGAGAGAGACAAGUUCUGAGGCUCGUUCCUGCUGCUCACGGUCGCCGUCAGUAUUACUGCUGAGUUCGGAGCUACCGGAGGUCCCGUGGAUACUCAGUCUACUCUACCGGACCGUUAAACCGUCUAACUGACACCCGCAGAAACUUCACAACUGAGCCCCCUGUUUCCCCCGGAAGCUGGACAAGCUAUCCGAGACUAUGCUUUUCUGUCUGCUGCCUCUCGCGGCUCUCUUGCUGCGCGCUGAGGGCAGGCGCGGGGAAACAGAGGUCCGUAACAACAACAAUGGCCACGCGCUGGACAACGACAAAUGGCUGAGCACGGUGUCUCAGUACGACAAGGACAGAUAUUGGAACAAAUUCAGAGAUGAAGUUGAGGAUGACUACUUCAAAAGCUGGGGUCCUGCCAAGCCAAUCGACCAGGAGACAGAGGCGAGGCCCGGGAGACAUGAGGAACCUGGAACCAAAGUCCACUCCAACCCAGGGAAGAGGAGAACAGAGGAGGCUCUGGACGCCACUAAACAUCCAUGUGUGAAGGUGCGCUGCCCUCCUCACAGGGUGUGUGUCAGCCACGACUACCAGACAGCCAUCUGCACCAACACCAACCACAAGCAGCCUACACACAGUGUGAAACCGAGGAAAGGAAGCUUGGCCUACAAGCACUGGGCAGGAGCAGGGGCCCAUGGGAAGUGUAGGCCAUGCCCUGUCAUCCACCCCAGCCCUGUGUGUGGAUCUGAUGGACACACCUACUCCUCUAAGUGUACGCUGGAGUUCCAGGAGUGUAAGUCAGGGAAGAACAUCGCUCUGAAGUGUGGAGGACCGUGUCCGUGUCUGCCUGACCUGGAACUGGUCAAACCACACAGCCACAAAACAGAGAAGAGCGUCUGCAGUGAUGGGGACCUGCAUAGCCUAGCAUCCAGACUGAAGGACUGGUUCGGAGUUCUCCACCUCGACGCCAACCGAGACCUCAAAUCCUCUGCCAACUCUGAUUCAGCGGCAGGACGUUUUGACACCAGUAUCUUGCCGAUCUGUAAGGACUCUCUGGGUUGGAUGUUCAACAAGCUGGACAUGAACUAUGACCUCCUGCUGGACCAAUCAGAGCUCAGCGCCAUCUACCUGGACAAGUAUGAGCUGUGUAUGAAGCCCCUGUUCAACUCCUGCGACUCCUUCAAGGAUGGAAAACUGUCCAAUAACGAGUGGUGCUACUGCUUCCAGAAACCUGAUGGUCUGCCCUGCCAGAAUGAGAUGAACCGGAGUCAGAUCCAGGGUCGGAGGAACACUGUCAUAGGGGCCUAUAUUCCACGCUGUUCUGAGGAGGGAUACUUUAAGCCAACCCAGUGUCAUGGUAGUACUGGACAGUGUUGGUGUGUGGACAAAUACGGCAACGAGAUCGCCGGCUCCAGAAAACAGGGCAACCCCACCUGUGAGGAGGACCAAGAGACCUCAGGGGAUUUUGGCAGUGGGGGCGCUGUCAUUCUCCUUGAUGACCAGGAGGAGGAGCCAGCUCAGAGUGGGAGGAGCCGGCAGAAGCAGAGGCGGGGCCGGAUCCAUCCCAGAGGGGCCAUUGAGGAUGACGAGGACGAGGAAGAUGACAAAGAUGACGAGAUUGGCUACAUCUGGUAGCUCCGCCCCCACCUGUUCUCCCAUCAACCAACCAGGGACCCCCGUUAACUCUGAAUAGACCUGAAGCCAUUCCAGCGUCUCCUUCGUACCCCUCAGCGUCAACUCUGUAUUCAACUGACUAUCCCCUCCUCUAUGCCUCUUGUUCACCUUGAAACUUUCUCUCCGCUACUCAACCUUCAUAUAGUGUGUCCCUCCUACUCUCCUUCAGAGAAUAGAGACGUAUUCAAUUCAAACAAAGACUGUCUAGUCUCUUUUAAUGUGUGUCCCUCUGCUACUGCGUUUGUCCUCAAACCCUUCAACCAUAGACUGACACAUUGCUAUAUCCUCUCUCUCUCUCUUUCUUGUUCUUACUCUCUCAUCUCCCCGUUCUCUCUCUUUAUCUGUAUCUGUGUCUGUGCGUCUCUGCGAGUCUCUUGUCUGACUGUGAGGUCAGAGACAGGUUUGAAGGUGAGAUUCUAUGGUGUGUUCUGGCCCUUCUGUCAAAGACUCCAUUUUCCGCUCCCGGCCUCACCCCUCAUGUUCUAGAAUACCAUAUUCUCUGGUUCCAGAAUAUUCUAUAGGCUCUUUGGUCGAGAAUAAUGUUCUUGCUGUUCUUGAAUGCUCCAGGGUGUUCUAGAACCAGAAAGAGUGAUGAUGUGUUACCUUUUGUUGCAUGUUCCCUGACUACGCCCCUGUGGAAAGACAAGUUUGGGUGGCAAGAUACACUGAGUGUACAAACAUUAAGGACACUUUCCUAAUAUUGAGUUGCACCCUGCCCUUUUGCCCUCAGAACAGACUCAAUUCGUCAGGGCAUGGACUCUACAAGUUGUCGAAAGCGUUCCAUAGGGAUGCUGGCCCAUGUUGACUCCAAUACUUCCCACAGUUGUGUCAAGUUGGCUAGAUGUGCUUUGGGUGGUGGACCAUUCUACACAUGGGAGCGUGAAAAACCUAGCUGCGUGGCAGUUCUUGGCAUAAACCGGUGCUCCUGGCACCUACUACCAUACCCCAUUCAAAGGUUUGUUUUUCCCAUUCACCCUCUGAACGCCCCAUAUACACAAUCCAUGUCUCAAUUGCCUCGCCUCAAGACUUAAAUUCCUUCUUUAACCGGUCUCCUCCCCUUCAUCUACACUGAUUGAAGUGGAUUUAACAGGGGACAUCAAUAAGGGAUCUCAUCUGGAUUCAACUAGUCAGUCUAUGUCAGGGAAAGAGCAGGUGUACCUAAUGUUUUGUCCACUCAGUGUAUAACUCUCUAUGUAUCCUGUGUCCAGUGUUGGAAAGGGACCUGUAAAGUAAGAAUUUCACUGUUAGUCUACACCUGUUGUGUAUGAAGCAUGUGACAAAUAAAAUUGGAUUAGAUGUUGAUUUGACAAUGUCCAUAUUGGCUGCUGCAGUGCUCCCUCCCUCCCCUUGCUGUCUCAAUGCUGUGCAGUCUUUAUUUGAUGAUUCCUCUUCCAAUUGAGCUUUUAAAAGUUCAAAACCAUGUUGUUAGCCACUUACUAAAUAGCAACCACUCUCUUCAACUUGAAAGCUUUGAUAAUGACUUUUUCCCCAGCUAGUUUUGUACUUCUGUUUCAGUUGGAGGCACUUAGUCUGUAGAGCUACAGAACAGAGAAAUCUAAUUGUGGUCACACAAAGAGCCCUGCCAUUAUUCAGACCUUUUUCAAAACCCUCCCAAAUCCAGCCUGCAGAUUUAGAAACGGACACAAAGAGAAAAUGCUUUUAAGGGUUCGCUUUUGUGGGGGGGGGGGGGGGGGGG
This is a messenger RNA of Oncorhynchus mykiss (rainbow trout), 3484 nucleotides long. NCBI's taxonomy places the organism in Eukaryota, Metazoa, Chordata, Actinopteri, Salmoniformes, Salmonidae. The record is from RefSeq and is a predicted model, not a curated record.